Molecule: messenger RNA, 1251 nt
Organism: Auanema sp. JU1783
Lineage: Eukaryota; Metazoa; Nematoda; Chromadorea; Rhabditida; Rhabditidae
Source: the annotation of a GenBank genome assembly
AUGUCAACUAGAGGGCGGGGCAAUGUAACCAUAAAGCGUGGCGCGUUACCAAAUUUGGCUUUGGCUGGUAAAAGAGAGGAUUCUUCUUCUGCUUCUUCAAACUUGAGAGGUGGAAAGCGCGAUGGACGUGGAAGAGGCAGAGGACGUGGAAGAGGUGGAGGCCGUGGAGGUGGUCCGAAGCAAGCACUUAUUCAAUCUGAAGGAAUUUUUUCUGCCGGACUGUGCGCUUCUGAGAAGAAGGUCGCAGAGAAAGACUCUGGAAUAUCGUUUUCAAUAGCUCGGAAAAGGACCAAAGAAGAUGAUGCUGAAGAUCGUGAGUUCCGUGAUCCUGGCCAAGGUUGGGAAGAUAUGUGGGAAAGUGAUGAAGCUGAGGAUGAGAAGGAGUUGUCAGAGCUGAUGAAAGAUGAUUUCAUAUCUGAUUAUCGUCGUGGAGAUAGAAUGCCUAUUGUUUUGCCACAACAGGAUGAAAAUCAGUUUUUCAAUAUUCUGGAUAAAAAAGCUAAAGACGAGUUACUGUCUGAUACUGAAAAUGAUUCUGCUUGCGAAGAAGAGAAGCCGAAUGCUGACGAUACUGUGUUUGAACAUUACGAAGAUGACACAGUGACUUCCAAAUUCAGUAGAGAAGCAGGGGCAAUUUUCUUGCAGAAAUCUAAAGCGAACGAGUCUAUUUUCAUGCUCCAAUUACCCAGUGUUUUGAAUAUUUUGGCGGCUACUCCUCCAGCUGAGGAGAGAGCUGAGAAAUCUGACUUUGGACAAACAGCAGAGCCUAUUGAGCCAGAUGAUAAGUCUCGCACUGUUCCUAAGCUUCCUUCAGGAUCCAAGAUCGGCUCUUUGAAGGUGUCUAGGAGUGGGAAAGUAUUUCUUGUCAUCAAUGGUGUUAGGAUAGAUAUAGCCAAAUCUACAAACGGUGGUCAGCAAGAUGGUGUGAUACUCUUGGAAACCACAACCAAGAAAGAAGGACCUGCUGGUGGAAUUCUUCAAGUAAAAACGUCUGAGGAAGGAACAGAUUCGGUUUACUUCUUGGGGAGUGUGAAUCAUUUUCUAUCAGGCUCACUUGGCUGGUCUGAAAUUCAGCCUAAGUCAGCUAAACUAAAUAACUCUUAUUCUCCAACGAAACAGUUGAACAAUGCCAAAUCUGCUUCUAACAAUGACGUGAAAGAGAAACUCGCUAGUUUAAGAAAAGAAGCGGCCACUUGGUCAUCCUUUGCAGAAAGAUGGGCUUCCCCUCUAAAUCCUCUAGAUAAUGAUUAG